AUUUUAGACCCGUCGCUCUCCCUCACCCAGUCUUCGUUCUUUGAAUAAAAAAUCUAAAUCCAAAUUUCAAAUUUAAAUUAUGGCAAUACGUGUAGAUUUAAUUCCUUCUUGGGAAAUGUUUAGGCGUGUUUACCGAAGAGGCCAGUGGCGUUACCUCUAUCCUUUCUUGUUUUUGAGGUUGAUCUGAAUCUUCCCUCCCGGAGUCCCACCUAGCCUUGUCUUCUUGCUCCAUUCUGUAAAAGACAAACCCUAGAAAAUUAAAGGGCGAGAAAGCAGAGAGCUAGGGAGAAACCCAAAAACCAAAACCAAAAGAAAAGAGUGAGGCAGAGAGAAAAGUGAGUGCAGGUGAGUUCACUCUCCCCGGGCUGUUGCACGUUUGCACCACCACAUGAUGCGGCUGCCCUCGUUUGUUCACAGAAAAAUAUUCUUUCUUUUAAAAAGUGGAUUGUUUGAAAAUUAACUCUUAAAAUUUAAAUUAUUUUUUUAAUAUCUAACGUCAUGGAAAAUAAUUUCUAAUAAAAUGGAUUAUUUUUAAAUAUUUUCCUGCCCCCCUCCCCCCUCUCUUUCCCGAGCACUUCAGCCUAUCUAUCUACUUUCCUGCUAUAGAAAGGUGAAGUUUUUGUGGUAUGUUAUUAUUUUGGGUUUUCCAUCACCAUGGAUUCUUAUGAAGCUGCUAACAUGGUGUUUUCAAGGAUCCAAAACUUGGAACCUGAAAAUGCCUCAAAAAUCAUGGGUUAUCUUCUCUUGCAAGACUAUGGAGAGAAAGAGAUGAUACGUUUUGCCUUUGGACCAGAGACUCUUCUGCACAAUCUCAUUCUCUAUGCCAAAACCCAACUGGGAUUUCUCUCAAACAAAACCUCUUCUUCACCUUUUAUUCCUUCCUCUAGACCCAGUCCCUUGUCCAUCCCCUCUUCAAGAAUCACAAACAACAAUGGCUUUGACAUCACAAACCCCUCUUCUCCCUCUACAAACUCUUGGCAUUUUUCGACUCCCAACUCCACCUCUCCACUCUCUUAUGCCAGCGUUGUUAAUGGAGCCAGUAGUAUUAAUGCUAGUUCAACACCUUUUCAGCCCACCGUCUCGUUAUCUAAUGCGUUUCCUUACAGCAAUAACAAUAGUAGUGCCAGUGAUCUCGUUGAUGAAUAUGAACUCCAGGAUUGCUUUUCCUUUCUCAAUGAUUCAAAGACAGAUGGUUUAUUUGAUCAAAGGGCAGAGUUAGCCACGAGUCCAACUGAAUAUGGUGAUAACGGCUCGCACAAGCGAAGUUUUUCAGUACCAGACACGUGUGUUGGUUCGGAAGAUUCAAACUCCAGGUUUGGUUGGAAGCCUUGCUUAUAUUUUUCGAGAGGGUUUUGCAAAAAUGGUUCAGGUUGCAGGUUUGUUCAUGGAGAUUCGGCUGAUACUGCUGCCAUUGUUGGUUCACCAGGUGAACUCUACGAGUUUGAACAGUGUCUACAAAUACUCAGGUCAAAGGCUGCUGCCCAGCAAAAGAAUCUAGCAGCAGCCUCCCAGUUCAUGGCUGGAGCUAAUUUUUUAUCUCACAAUAAAAGCUUGGACUUCCUUCAUCAGCAACAAAAUGACAGCCAAAGAUCAGCUGCGGUAGCUGCAUUGAUGAUGGGGGAUGAGCUUCACAAGUCUGGAAGAAUCCGGCCUGGAAGGAAUGAUUUUUCGCAAAUUGGACUGGGAGGGGCAACGAGCCCAAGUUCAAGACAGAUCUAUUUGACAUUCCCAGCUGAUAGUACGUUCAGAGAAGAAGACGUUUCAAAUUAUUUUAGCAUUUACGGGCCUGUGCAAGAUGUGAGGAUCCCAUACCAGCAGAAGAGAAUGUUUGGAUUUGUUACUUUUGUGUUUGCAGAGACAGUGAGGCUUAUUUUGGCAAAAGGGAACCCGCAUUUUGUAUGUGAUUCCCGUGUGCUUGUUAAGCCUUACAAGGAGAAGGGAAAAGUCCCAGACAAGAAGCAUCAUCAACAGCAACAGAUUCAGAGGGAAGAGUAUUCAGCUUGUCCGAGCCCAUCCAGGAUCAAUUCUAGAGAGGCAUUUGAUCUCCAUAUUGGAGCUAGAAUGUUAUACAAUACUCAAGAGAUGCUGAGCAGGAAAUUAAAGGAAGAGGCUGAUUUCCAGCAAGCUAUUGAAUCCCAAGGGAGAAGGCUAUUGAAUCUGCAACUUCUAGACUUGAAAAAUAACAAUCAUCAACAUCAACAUCAACAUCGAUCCCUUCAUGGUUUGUUAACUGGGUCUCCGCCUACACCAACUAUCCUGCACAGUCCCAACAAUCAAACUCCCUUUUUUCCUGUUGAUGACAUUGAUCAAGAUGUUCCUCGAGGUAAUGGUGGCAACCCUGAUGCCGCAGUUGCUCAAAAUGCUGUUUCAGAUGUUGACAAGGAAGGGAGUCCAGCUUGCGAUCACAAUGAUGGCAAUAGCAAUCAUAGAGAUAAAGAGGAGAAGUCCAACAAUGAAGAAAGCUAUCUCCAUGAAAAUUUGGAGCAUAUUCUCCCAGACAAUCUCUUUGCUUCUCCUAAGAAAUCAGCUGGUGACCCCCUCACUGUCUUCUCCGCAGCUUCCGUGGAGGCUGAUGAAAAUACCACAAGCACUACAUCAUCUUCUCUCAACAUGACCUCUCUUAAAUCAUGUUCUCUCCAAAAGCCCAGGUUGUCUUCCGGGCCUGGAACCGUUGGCAUAUAGGGGGCAAAAGUGAGCGUGGCCAGCAGUGGAGAGAUUUGACAAUUUUUUAGGGUGAGAGAUCAGCAAAAUUUGUGUAGUGAAAAUUAUAGAUAUAUUGGAAGCACAUUCAGAAGUAAAAGAAAUCCUCUAUAGCCAAAAAACUAUAGCCACGACAAAGAAAAGGAUCUGUUGACCAGAUCUCAGCAAAGAUCACCAUCGUCAUUAAAACACACUACUUACAGCGAAUACAUAAAAGCAUACAUAAAAGAGCAGAUGAACUGCAAGGGAGUGGGGUCUCCCUCUCUGCGGGUAUGUACGUGCUGGGGGACCACUCAACAAUUGCAUUGCAGAACAAACAAAAGUCCAGUAGUGAAUCCCUUAUUUGUAAUUCAAGUGCUUUUCUUUAUUUUGUUUUACCCUCCUUUUAGUAUGAGGUGAAAAGAAAUAGAAAUUAAGACUGUAUGGAAGAAAAAUACUACUUACGUCACUGUGUACAGAAAUAGACCCCAGUAAGUUAAGAA
Populus trichocarpa (black cottonwood) is the source of this 3182-nucleotide messenger RNA. RefSeq names its product zinc finger CCCH domain-containing protein 53. Bases 655 to 2682 code for a protein of 675 amino acids. Lineage: Eukaryota; Viridiplantae; Streptophyta; Magnoliopsida; Malpighiales; Salicaceae. The transcript is spliced from 9 exons. Gene Ontology annotation, molecular function: metal ion binding; RNA binding. The record is from RefSeq and is a predicted model, not a curated record.